Molecule: messenger RNA, 285 nt
Organism: Penicillium soppii
Lineage: Eukaryota; Fungi; Ascomycota; Eurotiomycetes; Eurotiales; Aspergillaceae
Product: Nuclear transport factor 2 Eukaryote
Exons: 3
Source: RefSeq, a predicted model, not a curated record
AAUAGCGCCCAGAGUCAAUGUUGGGUUUGGGAAAGUCAGCGACACCAAGGCACGGAUGACAUCAUAAAUACCCUGACUAAACCCGGGCUAGUAGAUGUGAAGAGUCAGGUCAUCAGUCUAGAUGCCACACCGUCCGCGGGAGAGGGUGUCCUGGUCUCAAAUCAAAAGAUUGAUAGAAACUACGAUAAGCCUCUUCCAUUCUCCGUGACUUUCCAACUGAUGCCCAUACCUGGACAACCCGGCGGCUUCUUUGUUUACAGUCAGAUUUUCAGACUGAGACUGUGA